CUGUUUCCGGUCGCGGCGGACACUUCCCGCGAAGGAAUUGUGCCGUAGCACCGGUUGGCGAAGGAGGGUACGGAGGCCCCGGAGCAGCGACUAUGGACGACCACGGCCUGGAGGAGUUCCGUCGGCGCUGGCAGGAGGAGCUGGCGCAAGCCCAAGCGCUGAGGAAGCGGCGGAAGCCGCGACGGCCCGAGCAGGCCUCAGGGAUAUUUCUUUUUUUCUCUCCUCAGAAUGAAAUGGAUGAUGUGCCCUUCUUUGAUAUCCAACUUCCUUAUGAAUUGGCAAUCAAUAUAUUUCAGUAUCUGGACAGAAAAGAUCUAGGAAGGUGUGCGCAGGUGAGCAAGACGUGGAAGGUGAUUGCCGAAGAUGAGGUGCUGUGGUACAGGCUGUGCCAUCAGGAAGGACACCUUCCGGAGAGCAGCAUCUCGGAUUAUUCAGGUUGGAAGCUCAUCUUCCAAGAGUGCCGAGCCAGGGAACACAUGUUAAGAACCAACUGGAAGAAUCGCAGAGGUGCCGUGAGUGAGCUGGAACACAUUCCUGACGCAGUUUUAUGUGAUGUGCAUUCUCACGAUGGCGUGGUCAUUGCUGGAUAUACAUCAGGGGAUGUGCGGGUGUGGGACACCCGCACCUGGGACUAUGUGGCCCCCUUCCUGGAAUCGGAGUUUGAGGAGGAUGAGCCUGGAAUGCAGCCAUACGUCUCCUUUGUGAGAAUAAACAGCUCGCUGGCGGUAGCAGCUUAUGAGGAUGGAUUUCUUCAUAUUUGGGAUCUGAGAACUGGAAAGUGUCCUGUCCAUCGCUUUGAGCAUGAUGCGCGAAUACAAGCACUGGCCCUCGGCCGGGAAGGUGCCAUUGUUGCCACUGCAUCUGCUUUUGACGUCGUGAUGUUGUCCCCGAAUGAGGAGGGGUACUGGCAAAUAGCUGCAGAAUUUGAAGUUCAGAAACUGGUUGAUUACCUUGAAAUAGUCCCAGAUACUGGAAGGUACCCUGUGGCAGUAGCCACCGCUGGAGAUCUGGUGUACCUGCUAAAAGCCGAAGACUCAGCCAGAACCCUCCAUUAUGUCUACGGCCAGCCAGUCACCUGUCUAGAUGUCUCCGCCAACCACGUUGCUUUUGGUGUGAAGAGCCUGGGAUGGGUGUAUGAAGGAAACAAGAUCCUGGUGUACAGCCUGGAAGCAGAACGCUGCCUUUCGAAGCUGGGUAAUGCACUUGGUGACUUCACUUGCGUCAACCUCCGGGACAGCCCUCCCAACCUCAUGGUCAGCGGCAACAUGGACAGGAGGGUGAGGAUCCAUGACCUUCGCACUGAUAAAAUCGCCUUGUCGAUCUCCGCUCACCAGCUUGGGGUCUCUGCCAUCCAGAUGGAUGACUGGAAAAUUGUCAGUGGAGGCGAAGAAGGGCUGGUGUCUGUGUGGGAUUAUCGGAUGAACCAGAAGCUGUGGGAGGUCCAUUCCAGACACCCUGUGCGGCACAUCUCCUUCAACAGCCACAGCCUCAUCACAGCCAACGUGCCCUACGAGAGGGUGGUGCGCAACAGUGACCUGGACAACUUCACCACCCACCGGAGGCACCGGGGGCUGAUCCACGCCUAUGAGUUUGCAGUGGACCAGCUGUCCUUCCAGAGCCCCCUGCCCAUCUGCCGUUCCUCCUGCGACACCACAGCCGGUUCCAACUAUGACCUUGCGCUGGAUUUUCCCCAUGACAGUAUUUAAGCAUCACCACAUUUGGGAGAAAAUUGGGAGACACCAAUUUUAAAACCACACGAGAGUUCUCAGUGGGUAACAAACAUGAGGGAAGCUGGCCCUGGGGUUGGCGGUGCACACUCCAGACCAGGCUUUGCUUUUCCUCCUCUACAGGGCUCUGCUCUGGCCUCCUGUGCAGACCUAGAGUUGUGGCGGCUGAUUUCCUCUCUCUGUUCUCUCUCCUGGGCACCUCUGUUCUGGGUCCUGUGGCUUUCACUGUCAUGACCGAACUUAUCCUCCAUCCCCGACAUGAUCCCCGGCUUGGUCCCCGGCUUGGUCUCUCUCUCAAGAGCAACACCUCUGCCCAAUUCUGCCUCCCAACUCCCAUGCAGCCCCAUGGGGCGCCACAUGGGCCCUGUACCUGCUCCCAUCCUGCAGGCCAUGUUCCCACCUCCUGUCUCUUUGGGGGGCUUGGGCUGUGCUGCCCAAGACUUUGGAUUGUAACCCAAACGUGGUUUUAUUUUUUCCUGUGGUGCUUAGAAUAGAACCCAGGGCCACAUGCACACUAAACAAGUCAUCUGCCACAGAGCUGCACCCCAAGUGGGGGGGGGUCUUAGACCCCAACCUGCCACUACUAAGUAUAAACCUGGGAUAAUGGGACUCUUUCUAAAUGUAAUUAAAAAUCACGGUACAUACUGAAUUUAUAGUACUGUGGCCACAGUAUGGGAUACAAAGUAAAUAUUUUCUAGAUACUUACUGCCCAAGUGCCAGGGACAGAUCAGGGAUGGGAAGGCCCUGAGGAGGAGCCAUGACCUCCAGCCGCUAGGAUCAGGACAGCACUCGUGGGCUGCCCAGGGAGAAGGAGCUUCCGCUGCAUGCUGAAGGGAUGCCACCACACUGCUCCUCCGUGUUUCCUGAACCUGCUGUACUUUCAAAGUAUCAAAGCAAAGAUUGAGAGAACCAGAGAGAGAGAAAAUUCAUCUACUCCGUGGGAGGUCAGCAACUCGGUGAAGCAGUUCACCACCUGGUGGAUUUUGUCUGCUGUCGUUAACAAGCCUGACCAGUAGAUGUGUCUAUGGUUCUGUACCUCCUCAAAUUCUCUAGACCAGGUACCAAACAUGCCCACGCACGAAGGCCACCAAGUCUCAGGGCACAAGGAUUGAUGCCAUACAGUUCACAGUCCUUUACCCAGUGCAGUGUAAUUAGAAAUCAGCAUGAAGAAAAACAAUAAAUAUACUGCCAGAGAUUUCAAACUUUCUGAAUUGGAUUUAAAGAGGGUACUAGGAAAGAUAACAUCCAAAACCAGGCCUGAGGUGAUCUGUGACAUUAGUGGGAAAUAAAGCAGACCCAAAUGAGUGCACUAAGCUGUCACCAAAGAAAGCUUGUCAGACAUCCCACUCCCAGAGACAGCAAAAGAAAUAAGGGCAGCCAUUAUUAACAAGCUAGAAGAACACAGUUAAAGGUG
Molecule: messenger RNA, 3141 nt
Organism: Fukomys damarensis (Damara mole-rat)
Lineage: Eukaryota; Metazoa; Chordata; Mammalia; Rodentia; Bathyergidae
Gene: Fbxw8
Product: F-box and WD repeat domain containing 8
Exons: 11
Coding region: 93-1706 (537 amino acids)
Biological process (GO): protein ubiquitination; cilium assembly
Cellular component (GO): centriole; Cul7-RING ubiquitin ligase complex; ciliary basal body
Molecular function (GO): protein binding
Source: RefSeq, a predicted model, not a curated record